Zeugodacus cucurbitae (melon fly) is the source of this 2898-nucleotide messenger RNA. RefSeq lists its product as uncharacterized. NCBI's taxonomy places the organism in Eukaryota, Metazoa, Arthropoda, Insecta, Diptera, Tephritidae. The record is from RefSeq and is a predicted model, not a curated record. Gene Ontology annotation, molecular function: serine-type endopeptidase activity. The coding region runs from base 48 to 2867 and encodes 939 amino acids. The transcript has 15 exons. Gene Ontology annotation, biological process: proteolysis.
GGGACCUCUUUAACUUUGAAAUUCAGAUAUUUUAAUAAUCUACAUAAAUGAAACGGAAAUUGUAUAAUUCUAAAGUGAAGCGGUGCAUUGUUUUCAUAGCUUGGCUAUUAAGCUCCGUGGAGUUCAGUGAAUCGCAAAGUUGUGUAGAUUCUAGUCAACGAAGUGGCCGAUGUGUGUAUAUGAAUUCGUGUCCACAACUGGUUCAGGAUUACUAUGAUGCUGCGAGGUUUUCCCCAAAUUUUCCGGAUUUUCAAAGUUUUGUGAGCGGUUCAAUGUGUGGAUUUGAUGGCAUCAAUUUUAUGAUCUGCUGUGUUUCCAUCCGGAAUAAUCAACCUCCAGCUAAUCCGUACGCUGCCACAUUUAAAUUUUCUUCAUUAAAUUCAAGUCCAAAUGUACAGGCACCAACGCUUGCGCUGCCAACAGCAGCUACGUCGCCCAUAAUACCAUCGUUUUUGCCGCCUAUCAAUAUGCCAGAAAGUCCAAAACCAUCCGCAAGUCCGACUAAUCCACCGCUAUUACCGUCCUAUAGUCCAAGUAUAAGUUCCACCACCACAACAAUACAAGUACUACCCACACGCUUGCCACCGAACAGAAGAGGCGGUGAGUGCGGCUUGAGCUCGGCUUAUACGAAUAAAGUUGUGGGUGGCACGGAAGCGAGACGAGAUGCAUAUCCAUGGAUUGUCGCUUUGGGCUAUCGCGAUGAGUUUAAAGCGGAUACAUUGAAAUACCUCUGUGGCGGCAGUUUAAUAUCGAACCGUUAUAUAUUAACAUCGGCUCAUUGUAUUAAUCCUUUAUUGAUCACAGCACGUCUCGGUGCACACGAUCUGAGCGAUGUCAAUGAGGCGGGCGCGGUAAACAUACCAAUCGAACGUAAAAUCAUACAUGAACAAUAUGACUCGCGUUAUGUAAUUAAUGAUAUUGGUUUGGUGCGGUUAAGCGCUCCAGCUCCAGACACCGCUUAUAUAAGCAGCAUUUGCCUACCCGAAGGUGAUUUAUUCGCGCAGGAUUUCGUCGGAAACAAUCCGUUCGUCGCAGGUUGGGGUGCAGUGAAGUUUCAAGGACCCAGUUCCAAUGUUUUGCGCGACGUGCAGGUGCCAAUUGUCAGUCAACAGACUUGCGAACAGUCUUAUAAAGCAGUUUUUCAAAAUUUAAUAUUCACAGAUCGGUUUAUCUGCGCUGGCAAUUCUCAUGUUGAUGCUUGUCAAGGGGAUUCCGGGGGACCUUUAAUGAUGCCGAUGCUGGAAAAUGGCGCUUAUCAUUAUUACAUACUGGGUUUGGUUUCCUAUGGCUAUGAAUGUGCUCGGCCCGGAUUUCCUGGUGUUUAUACACGUGUGGCUUCCUACAUACCAUGGAUACUCAAUCAUAUGGUAAAUAAAUCAAAAAAAAUGUUAACCAUUAAAUGUUCAGUUGCAUUGCUGCUUACCGUUUUUAUCUGUGAAAUAACGGCACAUCGUUGGAUGUCGUAUGAAGCACCAACAAAUAAUGCUUGUCGCACCCCACUCGGCGACUGGGGUAUGUGUGUCUCAUUGAAGUACUGUCAGGAGGUGUUGAGACUCUAUGAACAACUGAACAUGAAUCAAGCGACACGGUACUCUAAGGCUUUGCGUAAUAUUUGCUUUAAUCGCUUAACUCCUGACAAUUAUCCGAUCCUCUGCUGCACUCGCCCGACCUUCGAAGACGCAAAUCAGAACGAUAAUCAAAUACUUCCUACUACGCCCGUGCCCACGUCAGCAAACCAGACAACAACCACAACCACAACCACAUCCACAACAACAACAUCAACAGUCUCGCCAGAUACCAGCGGUGAUGAUCGUUCCGUGUCGGAUGGCGUCAACUCACCACCGGAAACCUGCCGCGUUCCACACGAUGGCAGUGAGGGGAGCUGCAAGCCUUUAGAAAAUUGCGACGUUUUGCUGCAACGCGCCAAACAGAAUCCCACCAAUACCGAUUUCCGCAAACAAUUGGAACUCUCCAAUGCUAUCUGCUAUAGCAUCGGCACGAAUGUUUGCUGUCCGUUAGUGCAGCGAAAAGCAUUGACGCGUUCGAAUGACGCUACAUGGCAUUUGCCGUCGGAAGAUGAAGGUUGUGGACUAACGCAUCAAUCAUCGCUGAAAGUGGUGGGUGGUGGUGAUAGCCAUAUAGGCGCUUGGCCGUGGAUGGUCCUAAUCGGGUAUGACCGUUAUAGUUUGUCACCCUUUCGUUGCGGUGGUUCGUUGAUAACAGCGCGCCAUGUGCUGACCGCAGCUCAUUGCAUUUUGAGGGAUUUAUCAUUCGUACGUUUAGGCGAACAUGAUUUGAGCACCGAAACGGAAACGAAACACGUAGACAUCGAUGUCGUAAAGUCAGUACGACAUCCCAAUUUCGGAGCACAAGAUCGACGCUACGACAUUGCAGUACUAUAUUUAGAAAAAAAUGUAGAGUUCACAGAUUACAUAUGCCCCAUUUGUUUGCCCAGCUCUCCGCAACUACGUAGUAAAUCAUAUGUGGGUUAUCAUCCCUUCGUUGCCGGUUGGGGACGUUUGAUGGAAGGUGGACGUUCAUCAAAUAUUUUACAAGAACUACAAAUUGAGGUUAUGGAUAAUUCGGUAUGCCGACAAGCCUACCAGGCCAACAAUCGACUUGUCUCCAAUCAACAGUUCGACAAUACGAUAGUGUGUGCCGGCGAUUUGGGUGGCGGACGUGAUACGUGUGGCGGUGAUUCCGGUGGACCGCUAAUGGUGGCAGAGCCAUAUAAAGGUGUGACCCGCUUCUAUGCACUCGGUGUGGUUUCGUAUGGCAUUGGUUGUGGGCGCAUUGGUGUGCCGGGUGUCUAUACGAAUACCCAAAGCUUUUUAGACUGGAUAUUGGAACGUUUAGCGGAGACGUGAGCACCGCAUACAAAGAAGGGCUUUACAUUUA